CUGCUCAGCAGCUUUUGAUACAGAGAUGACGACGCUGGUCCCCGAUGCCGCUCAUUCCAACUGUGUACAUCUGCUUAACCAGCAAGUCCACAGCAAGGGCGCACCAGCGGUCUCGUUCGGAGCAAGCCGGGUGGCCUGGUGUACGCAGCAGAAGCCCGAGGGCAUUGACCUGGCGCGUUUCUCCAGCAACGAACAUCGUCUGCCCCGGGACUGUGUCUCCGGCCAGGCCUGAAGCCAAAGCCCUGGCGAAUCUACCCCCCAGCGCCGAGCCGCGAGCCGCGAGCCACAGCUGGGAGCACACGGCCUGCGCCCACCGCCGCCCUCGGAGCCGCCUUCCUGGCGCCGCCGCCCUGGGCCCUCUGCCCCCCUCGGCGGGAACCGACUCCCAUUUCCUCCUCUCAGAGCGGUCUUCCGUCUACGCGUCUUCUGGGCUCCCUGGGUGGGGUGCUUUUAAAAAAAAAACAAAAAACAUUUUUAUUUAUUUACGCAUGAGAGAGAGGCAGAGACACGGGAGGAGGGAGAAGCAGGCUCCAUGCGGGGAGCCCGACGUGGGACCCGAUCCCGCGACCCCAGGACCACGCCCUGGGCCGAAGGCGGCGCUAAACCGCCGCGCCGCCCGGGGUCCCUUGCGGUGCUUUCAGUGUCGGUUCAGGGGGCUCGGGAUCGCGCGGCCGGCCGCUCCCCUCCCGCCCCGCCUCCGCAGCCCCGGCCCCCACCCGCCGGGCCCACGGAUCACGCGGCGAGCCCGGCGCGUCACAAGGGCGCCCUCGCGGCCCCGCCGCCCGCCGCCCGCCGAGGGUCCACCGCGCCGCUCCCUGCGUCCUUCCAGCCGCGUCUUCGGGAGAAGAAGGUGCUCAGAGGGACGAUCGAGGUGCCGGAUGUGAAGAGCGGGAGCGUGGAGACCCGGAGCCCGAGGUUGCCUGGGAGAUCAAUAGGAUGCUGCAGAAGUGGCAUGUUGCUUCUGAGGCCAGGUUCUAAAGGACACCCUGGCUUCUGCCUCCCCCUCCCCCUGCCUCUCUCAGAUCCGAUGCCCUGAGGGAAGCCAGUUGCCAUGUUGAGAGGCUCCCGCGGCAAGGAGCUGAGGUGCCUGCUGAUAGCCAUGUGGUGUGCCAUCCUGGAAGUGGAUCUGUCAGCCCUGGCCAAGCCUUCGGGUGACUGCAACUUGACUGAGGGUUGUGGUGUCACAUGAAGAGAAAACCUGAGCCAGAAUUGCACAGAUGAGCUGCUCCUGAGUCUCAAAAGUGGUGUGAAACAAUAAAAAUGUGUUGUCUUAAGCCACCA
Molecule: messenger RNA, 1281 nt
Organism: Canis lupus familiaris (dog)
Lineage: Eukaryota; Metazoa; Chordata; Mammalia; Carnivora; Canidae
Product: WAS/WASL-interacting protein family member 1-like
Exons: 3
Coding region: 533-1036 (167 amino acids)
Source: RefSeq, a predicted model, not a curated record